AUGAUUCUCUUAGGACAGCGCCUUCACCGCUUUCUUCCUCCCGACCCUGAAAUGGACAUUUUUUCCGCUAACAACGGCGGUACCUCCUCUCCGCCAUGGCAGCUUUCGCCUCCCCACGGGUCCCCUCUCACGCUCAAAUCCGCCUGUCGCUACCCUGAACGCACGUGUUUCAAGUGUGCCUCGCCGCUCACAUCCACUCACACAUCCGCGUCGGCAUCCACGUCGACGUCCACGUCGGCGUCCACGUCGGCGCCCACGUCAGCAUCCACGUCGGCACCCACUUCCCCCGUCGCUUACAAACGAGCGUUACCUUCUUCCACCUCGCCGUCAGCCCGCUCGCCUCCCGCUGCCCCAGUCGGCGCGCUCCCCGGCUCUUCCAGCCUUCCGCCUCCGCUCCUCCCAGUCAGCCCGCGGAGCGAACCCCCCUUCCGUCCCGCCUGCCACCUCUCUCUCUCCCCCGUUCGCCUCGCUCCGUUAUCGCCCUCGUUGCGCCCUUGUAACGUGAACUCCCGCUGCCCCUGCGCGAUCGGGAAUGACGGGAGGAGCAGCGGGAGCGACAGCGAGGAGGGAGGAGAGGAAGGAACCUGCGAGAGCUACUGCAGUAGCUGCUGCUUCUGCUGUGCGUGCGCCAGCAGCUGCGGCGCCAAUGGCGGCGAGACAGGUGAUUUCGCCCGGACCGGGGAUUGCAGCGGCUGUAACGGCGACGAAAACGAGCCGUGCAGCCCUCUGCCCGUCUCUUACGGCGGCCGCGGCUCGCUUCGCGCUGACGACGACUACAAAGACGAUGGCGGCGACGGCGAGAAAAACAGCAAUAACAGCAACGACGACGCAGUAGACGUCGACGGGAGUCAUGGGUCCCGCAUAGGGGGCAACGUGAGAGGGAACGUUAGCAACGAGGGGGAUGAGGCGACGAAUCAGCCUAGCACGGAGCAGGUAGCCAUGGGAGGCAGUGGCAGCGCGGUUGGUACGUCUGCUGGCAGGAGCAGUGGGGGUGGUGGUACGUCUGCUCGUAGUAGCGAGUCUGGCGAUCCCUCUACCUCGUCGUCUCGUGCUCGCGGUUGCGAUGAUGCCCCGAACGCAACUACUGUCACCACCACAGCCGCCGCCGCCGCCGCCGCGUCAGCAAGUGCGAGUCCUGCAAGGUUGUCUGGGAAGGAGCACGGAGGUGUGCCAGUUACCAAUGAGUACGGCGGCAGCCAAACCACACCUGGGGGUACAUUCUCUCAUCUUCACCCCUCCUCUUCCUCCGCCGCCUCCCCCUCCUCCCCCUCCUCCUCUGCGUCCACGCCAGCACCCUCUUUCGCCUCCACAUCACCGUUCGCCGCGUUUGUCCCCGUUACAGACGUCUCCAGUAUUCUCUCCGCCCCGCGGGCUCUCCAGCUCUCUAAAUCCGCCAAGAAUCUCGUGGCUGCCGCCUCCGGCCUAGCAGGCGCAAUCAACACGAGUGUGGGCGUCAUCAACACGAGCGCAAUGAGCGAUUUCCUGGCGACAAGUGCGAGUCACAUGGACAGGAUUAUGAGGCGCAGCAGCUCUGCAUCUGCUGUUGCUCCAGUUGUUACUCGCUCGACUGUUUCUGCUCAUGCUCAGCUGGCUGUAUCAGCUGAGGCUGUAACUGGGCAGGUGGGAGCAGGCCAGGCUGUAGCAGGCCAGGCUGUAGCAGGCGUAGCAAGUGGGGCCGAAGGAUCACGUGGAUUAGGUGCAGAUGGCGCUGAUGCUUCUGCUGGUGCUGCUGGUGCAGCAGCACACAGCGCAUGCCAAGGCGAUCAACGGUGUGCAAUCGGCGGGGGAGCAGAUGGGGGGGAAUGUACGGAUAUGACUAGGGUGGGCAAUGGUGCUGGGGUUGCUGGUGGUAAGCGUGAAUUAGAGCAAAAGCGCGAGGCGCUGGAGGGCCUGCAGCAGGAGCAGCAGCAGGAGUGCCAGAGGCAGGAGCGGCAGCAUGAGCAUCGUGUGCGUUGGGAGGAGUGGCAGCAGAUGGCUGUCCGUUUGCAUGAGCAGAUACAACAAAAGAUGCUGACCCCAACAAAGGAGGGGGAGAAGGACAAGCCGAUCGUGGGGGCCACUGGUGGGGGACCAAACAUUCAGAGCGGGUCACUGGAGGGAUUGGCAGUAGCAGCAAGUGGCUGUGUCGCAGAUGGUGUUGCAGAUACGCACACAGGCCCUCCUGUUGCUGCUGCCUCAACUGCGCCUGGAGAGUGCACUUUAGAGGAAGGGCAUGUUUCAGCAGUUCCGAACAACUCGGGCUUGGAGACUUUGGGCUGUGAUGAGUCAGGAGCGGUCCUGGGGGAUGGCCGAACAGGUGUUGCUGAAGCUGGGGGUGGAGAUGGGGGUAGCAGCAGCCGGGUCGGAUGGGAAGUGGCUGGAUGGUUUCGUCAGGCGGAAGGCAGGCCCUCGGCACGGAUCGGCGGUGGCACGCGCGGAGCAAAGAGGCGGUCCAUGCAGGCUGCAACAUGCUUGCCAUCGCAGCUUGAAGGGUUCACUUCGUCCAAGAUCCUCAAAAGAGGACUCCGCCUCCACUGGAAGCCCGCCGUCGGCAACAAGAUCGAGCUCGCCGUCGAGGCGCGCGUGGGAAGCGGCGCCGCCAAGGGCUGGAUCGCGGUAGGCUUCAAGCCAGGUAUCGACGCGGCCACCGCCGACGCGGUGAUUGGGCAAACCAGCACAGCUCCCGUGGCGGCAUACACUAUCUCACCCGACGGUCAGGUCAUGCUGACAAACACCUUCUCUAUCGGGGAUGCGACUCUGGAGCGGUCGCGCCUGCGCGCUGUUAUCCGCUUCACGCGGAAUAACGGCGACGGGGCUGUGCACGUGAAGGUCCGUGGGCAGAACACAAUCAUAUGGGCGUACGACAUCGACGGCGAGAAGGCGAUAAACUACCAGAACCGUCGAUCGGGCUCGGUCGUGGUAAACUUCGGCUGCGUGGGAGGCGCGUCUGCGGUCGAGAAUCCCCUGAACCCCAUUCCGGGCAGCAAUAGCGGGAUGGCCACUACCACUGUUCCUGCCGCGCCCGCCUCGCCCGCCGUGCCCGCCAUUGGCUACUGCCCCAAGUCCAGCCUUGCCGGAUACGCCUACUCUGCCAAUCUCGACGGCGGCAGCUUUGUGCUGCACUGGAAGCCUGUGCAGGGGCAGGCGAUUCAGAUGGCUAUGGAGGCCACGGCUGGCAGCAGCGCGUCUAACGGCUGGUUCGGCAUCGGGUGGUCGCGCGACGGGUCCAUGUCGCCGAGCUACUCGGUGAUCAAGAGCGGCUCGUCCCUGGCCGCGUACUACAUCAACGGCUACAAGCGCAAGAACGUGGCGCCCACGAACGAGAUUUCGCUCGGCACGCCGUCGCUCUCUCGCUCUGCUGCGGGUUCCCUCAUUGCGCAGUUCACUCUGAGGGGAGGGGAGGGCAAGAUUCCGCUCAAGCCAUCCGGGCUGAACUACAUCAUCUGGGCGUACAGCACGGGCAACCAGGGCAUCGGCUUCCACGGCUCCAACGUGUACGUCUCGCGCUGCCCCCACUUAUCUGGUCUCUGCUUUUGGGCAACGCUUCUUGGAAGUUUUGCAAUGUUUCUUGGUGCUGUGAGGAGGAUAUUGGGCUGA
Closterium sp. NIES-65 is the source of this 3576-nucleotide messenger RNA. NCBI's taxonomy places the organism in Eukaryota, Viridiplantae, Streptophyta, Zygnematophyceae, Desmidiales, Closteriaceae. The record is from the annotation of a GenBank genome assembly.